AUGGCAGACGAAACAACUCCCAUCAUGAGUGAAGAGAAGACCGCAUCUGUAUCCAACGAAAAUCGAAGGGUCACCCGAUCAGGGGCUGGCCUCAAUAAUGUUGCAGGAGUGGGUGGUGAAGACCACGAGAAGGAAAGCGAAGGUAAGGGUGGCUUUACCCUAAAGGUGCCGAUUUAUGCGGGAACAUCUGGCAUGAGAAAGGCCACAGAGUCGGAUGCAGCCCCUAACAAAAAGAAUAGGAGGGGAGGAAAAAAGAGGGUGGUUAAAACGAAGAGACAGAAGAGUCCUGCUGAUGACGGAGCCAAGUUUGGGUUCAACAAUUUGUCCUCCUCUGAGAAUGAGGAGGAGCGGGGGGACAAUGUUGGAGGCCCUGCUGAGGAUGUGGAGGGGGUGGAGGUAGCAGACAGAGCCCCCAGCGGCAAGUUCUGGACCUCUGACUCUGAGGACGAGAGUGCUGUCGAGGUGCGGACGGAGGCAGACGUUGAGCCGAUGGAGAUCACUGCAGCCUCCCUCAAAAGGGCCCACGAAAAACAGGCUAGUGAUGAGGAUCGCGACUUUGUCCCUAGCCGCAAAGCCACAAAAACCACACACCCUCUAGGCGCAUUUGUUGGACUGAGUGCGGCCAAGGCUCGGCUCCAGGGUAUGGCUGAGGCUGAGUGGUCCGAUUUCGAAAGAGAAGCGGACUUGGCAUCAAAUUACACGACGGCCAGGAGGAGUACUCGUCAAUCUGACGUACAGCCGCAGCUGGAGAAAGAUAUGGAAUCUGCUCCCCCAAAGGCGUUUGAGACUCCUUGCGACCGCAUCAAGCAUUAUGCUCGGUCGAUUAAGAAUGAUGCGGCCAAAAGUAAGAACCUUAAGGGCGACAUAUGGGGGAAUAUAAACAACGCGUGCAAAGAGCUGAUUGAGCUUGCUGACAUGCUCGGGGAGUCAGACGUUGUCCGCUCACUCAAAGCGGACAACCUAAGGAUGCGGCAAGAACUCGACCUUCUCCGCAAGGAGACUAAAGCGCUGCGUACGGCUUUCUCGGAACGCAACCAAGUGGCGGCGCCAACGAAGGAGCAGAGUGACAACACGUCUCUCCUCCAGGAAAUGAAGAGACUAAUGGACGUUCGCCUAGGGAAAUUCAGCCGCGAAAUCUUUGUUUCCAUAGGCAAUAUGGUAAAUACUCGCUUGGAGAAUGUGGAGGGUCGUUUACCGCCUGAGCCCGUACUCCGGCCACCUUUAGCUGCUGAUAGAAGGGUGCCCGCAGCUCGGGGAGUGACAGAUCACACUGGUGAUGAGCCUAGCGCCCUCAGGACGGGAAAUAAAAAUGUGAGGCCAUCCCAGUCGGCUUCCCAAAUGGAGUCUAGCCAAACAGCUGCAUCUCGGGUGGGUAAACCGGCAAUCCCUGCGUCCAGUGCAAGGCGAGUGGCUCGUCCAAAUGUGCCGCCGCCUGCGCCUCCACAGGAAAAGUGGACAACGGUGGUCAAUAAGAAAAAGGCUAAGGGUACGGGCCCUACUGCUUCCCAGCCCCAACAGAAGCAGAGUCCAAAUAGGGGAACACCCCCCAAAAAGACGACGGCCCCGAAACUUGUGGUCCCAACCAUGGCGGCGGUCGUGGUGGCUCUGAAACCUGACGCCCAAACGGACUAUAGAUCGGUGAUGGAAAAGGCCACCACGCUAAAGUUGGCAGAAUUGGGCGUUGACCACCUCAAGGUGCGUAAAUCGGCUGCAGGGGCACGUAUCAUUGAGGUUCCAGGAGAACAAAGUAGCCAAGCGGCUGACAACUUAGCAGAUAGGCUCCGUGUGCUCAUAGGUGAUGUGGCUGAAGUUUAUAGGCCAGUGAAAAAGGCCGAAAUUAGGAUUUCUGGUUUUGAUGAGUCUGUCACACCGGAAAUCCUAAAAACGGAAGUAGCGAUACGAGGAAAAUGCCAAGAGGAUCAAGUCUCCGUUGGGGCAAUAAGAAUGGCAGUUAAUGGGUCCGGGUCGGUUAUUAUACGCUGCCCACUCACAGCGGCCAAAGUUGUCGUCACGGCAGGACGUAUCAUGCUGGGUUGGUCAGCGGCACGGGUGGAGGCCAUGGAACAGCUGCCUUUACGGUGCUACCGCUGCAUGGGGACGGGACACACGAGACCUUUGUGCCCGUCCCUUGUGGACAGAGGCGACUGGUGCUACAGAUGCAGCAAGCCGGGUCACAUGAGCAAGGACUGCACAGCCUUGGUGCCCUGGUGUGCUGUAUGCCAUCAUGCUGGUCUUAAGGCAGGACAUGUUAUGGGCGGACAGGCUUGCUCCCCACCACCAGUAAGAGGGAAAGAGGAUUACAGAGUGGGCCCUGCAACCAUUCAGAACGCAGAAAAUAGGACGGAGCAACAACCAAUGGCACUUUAA
Messenger RNA from Leguminivora glycinivorella, 2367 nucleotides. RefSeq lists its product as uncharacterized. Gene Ontology annotation, molecular function: nucleic acid binding; zinc ion binding. The record is from RefSeq and is a predicted model, not a curated record. The coding region runs from base 1 to 2367 and encodes 788 amino acids. The transcript has a single exon. NCBI's taxonomy places the organism in Eukaryota, Metazoa, Arthropoda, Insecta, Lepidoptera, Tortricidae.